CGAUGUCUGGUUCCCGCUGGUAGUAGCUACUCUGGGUGCCGUCAUUGCUGCAAAAUCCUUGUUUAUCCCUGGCGGUAUGCGUGCUGUGGAAUUACCCCUUGUGAACUGCAUACAGUGCUGAGCGAUGUAAGCGGUAAAGUUGGAAGCGUCAUGUAUUGUCUCAUUCCCGUUCUGCGAAGAACGGGUGUCGUCGCUGCGCUUACUUCGAAGCGUCUUUUUCAGCUUGCUGAUGCCCGGGAUUCUUAUAUACAGACAAAUGGUACAAUUUCGACCAUGGGUAACUUGACAUCGACCUUCGCAGCCGUAGGUCUUGUCUUAUGA
This is a messenger RNA of Fomitiporia mediterranea MF3/22, 321 nucleotides long. RefSeq lists its product as uncharacterized. Gene Ontology annotation, molecular function: structural constituent of ribosome. The transcript has a single exon. Gene Ontology annotation, biological process: translation. Gene Ontology annotation, cellular component: ribosome. The record is from RefSeq and is a predicted model, not a curated record. The annotation marks the transcript as partial. NCBI's taxonomy places the organism in Eukaryota, Fungi, Basidiomycota, Agaricomycetes, Hymenochaetales, Hymenochaetaceae.